This is a messenger RNA of Helobdella robusta, 609 nucleotides long. RefSeq lists its product as hypothetical. NCBI's taxonomy places the organism in Eukaryota, Metazoa, Annelida, Clitellata, Rhynchobdellida, Glossiphoniidae. The record is from RefSeq and is a predicted model, not a curated record. The transcript has 3 exons. Bases 1 to 609 code for a protein of 202 amino acids.
AUGUUCGUGAAAGUUGGUAUCACGCUUGGCGUCGGUCGUAGCCAUAAAGUAAUAAAAAAAUUGAAAUACAUUUACUCUAAAAUUAAAACGAUUGCUGAUAGUGAGGGAGAAGUUGAUGGUCAAAAGGUAGAUGAAGUUGGGGAUCAAGAAGUAGGUGAAGUUGGUGGUCAAGUGGUAGAUAAAAUUGGUGGUCAAGGUGUGGAUAAAGUUGGUGGCCAAGAAGUAGAUAAAAUGGUAGGUAACGUUGGUGGUCAAGUCGGUAAUCAGGUGGUAGAUGAAGUUGGUAGUCAUAUAGUAGGUGAAGCCGGUGUUCAAGAGGUAAAUGAAGUUGGGGGUCAAAUGGUAGAUAUUGUCGAUAGUCUGAUGGUAAGUAAAGUUGGUGGUCAAGUAGUAGACGUGAUCAUAAAUGUAACUGUCAAUGGAGAAACAUAUCAUUCGUCUAAUGGACUGCACAGUGGUCACAUUAACAGUGACACUAAAAAAAAGAUAAGAGAUCUUACGAACACCAAUAAAACUCCUAAAGCUAUUUAUAGGUCGCUGUUAAAGGAAACUCCACCAGAAGAAAUUGAAUCCGGUAAACUUUCUUCUUCCUUCGCAACUUAUUUUUAA